Cynocephalus volans (Philippine flying lemur) is the source of this 1509-nucleotide messenger RNA. Its product is annotated as adaptin ear-binding coat-associated protein 1-like. Gene Ontology annotation, biological process: endocytosis. The transcript is spliced from 3 exons. Lineage: Eukaryota; Metazoa; Chordata; Mammalia; Dermoptera; Cynocephalidae. The coding region runs from base 1 to 1509 and encodes 502 amino acids. Gene Ontology annotation, cellular component: clathrin vesicle coat; membrane. The record is from RefSeq and is a predicted model, not a curated record.
AUGCGCCGAGGCGAGCGCUGGUCUGGAGAACCGCGCGCGUGCGCUGAGACGUGCGCAGACCCGGGGGAGCCGCGCCCAUGCGCCCAGGUGAGCGCACUCCCGGAGACCGCGCGCACGCGCCGAAGCCAGCGCAGCCCCGGAGACGGCGCGCACGCGGUGCCGAACGAGCCUUCGCGCCGCGGGACUGCAGCCUUCCUCCGCCUGCCGCGGGCGGGAGUGCGGGGUCGACAGCUGCCCCCGCUCGGAGCGCACCGACCCCCCGAAGGGCACGCUCGUCAGAGGGCGAGCUCUGCGGCGUGCAAGUUGCGUCCCUGCCCGGCUGUCACGAAGGAAGAGGAAGAAACAGGCUGUGUGCACGACGCCGGGACUGAAGGAGAGCGCGGGCUCUUGGCACCUGGAGCUCCUGACCCGAGGCGUCGCCGCGCCGGGUGCCCGCCACCAACCCGCCGCACGAUGCGCCCCAGGCGGGCGGUGGCCGCCGCGGAGAAGCGCGAUGACUGGAUGAGAGGUGCACAGAUGAGCCAAUCAGAUCUUUUCCUGGGAACAGAGACUCUGGACUUGGAAGUGCUCAUCGGCCUCCUCUGGGGGCACAACGCCUUCUACCAUAUGUGUGGCAUGAAGACAGAGCAAAUGAGAGACCGUGUGGCCCCAGGGACACUCACGCUCUCGGAGAGCGGAGCCAAGACGGUGGCCGAGUCGGAGUACGAGUCUGUGCUGUGUGUGAAGCCGGACGUCAGCACCUACCGGAUUCCGCCCUGGGCCUCCAACCAUGGUUACAGGGCAUCUGACUGGAAAUCAGACCGGCCUGAUUGGACUGGUCGCCUCCGAAUCGCUUCAGAAGGGAAGACUGCCGACAUCAAACUCCAGGACAAGGUGUCAGGAGAGCUCUUUGCUCAGGCACCAGUAGAACAAUAUCCUGGUAUUGCUGUGGAGACAGUAACAGAUUCCAGCUGCUACUUUGUAAUCUGGAUCCAGGAUGGUACAGGGCAUAGUGCUUUCAUUGGCAUUGGCUUCACAGAUCGGGGAGAUGCCUUUGACUUUAAUGUCUCGUCGCAGGAUCACUUCAAGUGGGUGAAGCAGGAAUCUGAGAGUUCCAAAGAAUCUCAGGAAAUGGAUACUCGUCCCAAGUUGGAUCUGGGCUUCGAGGAAGGACAGAUCAUCAAGUUGAGUAUUGGGAACAUUACAUCCAAGAAGGGAGGUGCUUCUAAGCCCAGGACUUCAGGGGCUGGGGGCCUAAGCUUACACCCACCCCCACCUGGAGGCAAGGUCACUAUACCACCUCUGUCCUCCUCAGUUGCCAUCAGCAAUCAUGUCACACCUCCACCCAUUCCAAAAUCUAACCAUGGAGGUAGUGAUGCAGAUAACCUUUUAGAUUUGGAUUCUCCUGCUCCUAUCAUGACACCAGCACCAGCCCCAAUUUCUGCAAGCAAUGACUUGCGGGGAGACUUUAGCACUGCAUCCAGCAGCUCUGUUCCAAACCAGGCACCACAGCCAUCCAACUGGGUCUAG